ACUGCCGGCCGGCGCGACCGGUUCGGCCAAAUCGGACGCCGGGGAGACGGUGCACCAGCGAGUGACCAUGGCUAUAAACUCCCCCGUCCCGUCGAGCACGCCCUAAUCAUGAGCCACUCGCCGGUCGGGCUUCCGUAACCACGCCACCAAACCUCCGACUCCCCUCUUGGGCCAAGCCGGGAGCGCACGGCACGACACCGUCGCCUCCCCACGUUUCGAGCGACUCCACCCUCCUCGCUCGCAUUCCGAGUUCCAGCCAGCCAGCCAACCAACCACCGCUCCGUCUCCCAAAGCCUCGCCCUCCGAGAGCAGAGCUGCAGAGAGAGGGAGGCAGGAAGAGAAAAAAUAAUCCGACGGAAGGGACAAGGGCGCGGCGAGGGCGGGGACGGGGAGGAGGCCCUGGGCGCGGCGGCGGGGGCGGCAGGGGCGCCAAGCGCAUGGCGUCGUCGAGGGUGAUGCCGUCGUCCUCACCGUCGCACACGGCAUCGGAUCUCGCGCGCUUCGCGCAGGCCGCCAGCAGGCCCGGCGGCGGUGGGGGCAGCGGGCUGGGCUCCAUGAACGUCGAGGAGCUCCUCCGCGGAAUCUACAGCGACAUGCCCACCCCGGCGACUCCCGCGCCGGCCGCCGACCGCCCGAUGCCAGCGGCGCCGGCGCCGGCGCCGGGGAUCGCCGCGCGGAAGACGGCGGAGGAGGUGUGGAAGGAGAUCACCACGGGGGUUGGCAGUGCGGGGACAGCGGCUCCCGUGCCGCAGGCCGUCGUCCCCGCUGGCGCGGGAGGCGGCGCCGGCGCCGGCGGGCCGGAGAUGACGCUGGAGGACUUCCUGGCGAGGGAGGGCGCGGUCAAGGAGGACGAGGUUAGGAUUUCGGGCCCCUCGGCGCCGGCCGAGGGGCAAGUGGUCAUGGGGUUCCUGGGCGGAGCGGAGGGCGUGGGUGUGCCUGGCGGCGGAGGCGGGAGGGGAAGGAAGCGGCAGUUGAUGGAUCCAGUGGAUCGGGCUGCGAUGCAGCGACAGAAACGAAUGAUAAAAAACCGCGAGUCUGCUGCCAGGUCACGCGAGAGGAAGCAGGCUUAUAUCGCUGAGCUAGAGACUCUAGUCACGCAGCUCGAGGAGGAGAAUGCCGAGCUGUUGAGAGAACAGGAGGAGCGGCACCAGAAGCGGCUUAAAGAGCUUUUGGAACGAGUGACGCCAGUCAUUGUGAGAAAAAAACCGCCACAAGAUCUUAGAAGAACAAACUCGAUGCAGUGGUAGCCUUGAGCCAAGCUCAGCUGCCAUCCCCCUACAGUUAUAACAUAGCGUUUGAUCCUGUAUGUCAAUUUUCUAUUCUAUCUGCGGCAACUUAGUUGUAGUACCUUAGCAAAUAGCAUGAACAGUUAGCCGACACAAAGCUUAAAUGAAAUCGUGUCAUGUUAGUAGUGUUCAUGAGCAAGAAAGCCUGUUAUUACUGUUUGGUUAA
Molecule: messenger RNA, 1452 nt
Organism: Panicum hallii
Lineage: Eukaryota; Viridiplantae; Streptophyta; Magnoliopsida; Poales; Poaceae
Product: bZIP transcription factor 12
Exons: 4
Coding region: 438-1247 (269 amino acids)
Biological process (GO): positive regulation of DNA-templated transcription
Cellular component (GO): nucleus
Molecular function (GO): DNA-binding transcription factor activity
Source: RefSeq, a predicted model, not a curated record